AUGCUUAAAGCAGCUGGUUGCCAUAAUGUAACUCCAUUUGAAGAGGAUGAAUCUAAGCCAAUACUACCAUAUCUAAUAAAUAAUGGCUUUGAUCAUGGUUGUUGUAAAGCGUGUACAGGGUGUAGAAGACCUAUUAUGCCAUUUGAAACUGUAGAAACUAUCAUUCAUAAACCAAUAGUUGUUGUUGUAAUUGAAGAAGAAGAAAAAGACAAAGGUAUCUUAUGUGAAGAAAAAGAAACGGUCGAGGAAAAGCAGGAGGAAGAAGAGUGUUCUGAUGAAGUACCAGCUGGAGCUACACCUACACCACUUGUAUUAGAAGUACCCGAAGAAGAAGAAAGAAAAAAGGUGGAAGACGAUGAUAUAUUGGAAGGAAAACAUCCUGAUGAACAACAAAUUGGACCUACACCGGAAAUCCAAAUACCAGAAUCUAUCACAUCUCUUGAGGAGGAUGACGAGAAAGAAUUGGAUGGUGAUCAUCGCCAAUGCGAAGAAAAUAAUCAACAACCUUGUGAAGAAACAAAAGCAGAAAACCGUUAUGAAAUAACGAAAUAUACCGAGCAACAGCAAAUAGUAAAAUAUCCCGAUGAAUAUCUAAGAGAUGAUUACGGAGGUGAAACAACGGAUUAUGACGUUGGAUAUGGAGAUGUUAUUGUUGAAAAAGAUGAUGAUGUUCAAUCACAAGGAAUAAAUUUAUCUAUUCAAUAA
Molecule: messenger RNA, 705 nt
Organism: Entrophospora candida
Lineage: Eukaryota; Fungi; Glomeromycota; Glomeromycetes; Entrophosporales; Entrophosporaceae
Source: the annotation of a GenBank genome assembly